CACUAUUAAUCAAUUCUAAUCUUAAUCAUUAAUCUGUUUCUAAUAUUUCAUCAAUUAUCUAUUUAUUUUUAAUCAGGAUACAAACAGUAGCAGAAAUCAGGCUGUUUAAUGGGGCCUAGAAGCCGUAAAUCUGGUCAUAAAACUGGACAAUCAAAAGGUGGUCAUCAGUCUCAACAACAUCUAUCCCAACAACACCAUCCACAACAAUUGAAUACACAGUUGAAAUCUGGUUCAACAGGAGGUAAGGCUAAGAACAGUGAUGGAGGACCUCAACAUAUGCAACAACAUUUCAAAAGCCGAUCUGGCACUUUCAGCCUUCAACCAUCUACAGCUUUCAAGACUUUCCUCUCAGCUAGACUGUGUUAUGCCAUCUGGAGUAUAAUCACUGAUUGCGAUGAAACCUUCAAUUACUGGGAACCUAUUCAUUACUUAAUUCACGGAAAAGGUUUUCAAACUUGGGAAUAUUCCCCAGCCUAUGCCAUCAGAUCCUAUGCAUAUUUGUGGUUUUAUGCAUUGCCUGCGUCAUUUUAUACUCAUUUGCUUCCAGCAAACAAGAUUCUAGUCUUUUAUGGUACUCGGUGUUUCCUUGCGCUUUUCUGUUCCCUAUGUGAAACAUAUUUUUACAAGGGCAUUAUCCGUCAAUAUGGUCCUAAUGUUGGUCGGUUUGCCUUGAUUUUCAUGAUACUUUCUAGUGGGGUAUUCAUUUCAGCCACUGCUGUUUUGCCUAACACCUUCUCGAUGUAUAUGGUUUACAUAGUCAUUGGUGCAUGGUUACAGCAAAAUAACAAAAUAACGUUGUUAGGUUUGGCUGCGACAACACUCGUUGGAUGGCCUUUUUCUGCAAUCGCAUGCGCACCUAUUGGCUUGGAUUUGAUUGCUCCCAGAAAGAGAAGAUUCCAGGUUAUCAAAUGGAGUAUAAUUAUUGGACUAUCUGUGAUCUUACCUUUGAUUGCCAUCGAUUCUUAUUAUUAUGGGAAAAUAGUAAUUGCACCAGUCAACAUUGUUCUUUAUAAUGUUUUCACCUCUCAUGGAGCUAAUUUAUAUGGAACGGAACCUUGGUACUUCUAUGUACUAAACUGUUUGCUCAACUUUAACUUCGUCUUUAUUGCUGCUUUAUUUUCUGCUCCUCUAAUGUUUACUUGCAAAUAUCUCAUCAAGUCUCGAAGAGUAUCUGUAAACCUUUCACAUUGGAUUGUCCUUUCUUGCUUCAUUCUUUGGUUUACCGUAAUGACUGUUCAAGCACACAAAGAGGAACGAUUCCUUUUCCCAGUUUAUCCAUUUAUAUUUCUUCUUGCUGGCUUUACUUUUGAUCUUUUGAAUAGAAUUAUUCAAAGCUUGAUGCCAAAACUGACAACAAUCUAUUCCUUCUUUGUGAUUACUUUCAUAGUUGUAUUUUCAACUUUAUCAAUCUCUCGAUCCCUCGCCAUCUAUAAAGGUUACCAUGCUCCUUUGGACACUUUUAUGCAUCUAUCUCAAAUCGAUCAACAAUUGGGUGAAUCUAACAAUUUACCGACUCCAAUAAACGUUUGUGUCGGUAAAGAAUGGUACAGAUUUCCUAGCAGCUUUUUCCUUCCUUCAGACCGGUGGCAGCUGCAAUUUAUUCAAUCCGAUUUCCUUGGACAACUGCCUCAACCAUUCAAACAGGGACAUCUUUCCACUCGCCUUAUCCCAGAAAAUAUGAACGAUCUGAACAAAGAAGAACCUUCUCGUUAUAUUCCUGUGGACAAAUGUGCUUUCCUAGUUGACGCUGAUACACAUCGAGAAACACCAAGAGAACCAAGAUAUUCUCAAGACACGAAAAAUUGGUCAAUAAUUAAAUCGGAACUUUUACUAGACCAUGAAUCAUCACCAAACCUGUGGAGAUCCUUCUAUAUUCCCUUCUUAUUUUACGCAAAAAAUAAUUUCGUCAACUAUAACCUUCUUCAAAACAAUAAUAUUCGGCUAAAUUAAAGACUAAAAAUAUAUCCCAGGCACACCGAAAACAAGUAAACUUCUACGUCAGUGAUACUCAGUCACACUAACGAUCUCAAAGAUGCUCAGAUUUUGUCUUCUGUUCGCCCCUUUUACCAUCUUUGCUAUCUUUUUUUUUCAAAUUAUUAAUGUAAAUCUAUUUAUACUCUUAUUAAAAAAUCUUAGCUGACUUGAA
Messenger RNA from Tetranychus urticae (two-spotted spider mite), 2146 nucleotides. It is a transcript of the gene Alg9, whose product is annotated as alpha-1,2-mannosyltransferase Alg9. The record is from RefSeq and is a predicted model, not a curated record. Gene Ontology annotation, biological process: protein N-linked glycosylation. Gene Ontology annotation, cellular component: endoplasmic reticulum membrane. Gene Ontology annotation, molecular function: alpha-1,2-mannosyltransferase activity. Lineage: Eukaryota; Metazoa; Arthropoda; Arachnida; Trombidiformes; Tetranychidae.